This is a messenger RNA of Rhinolophus ferrumequinum (greater horseshoe bat), 3657 nucleotides long. RefSeq names its product adhesion G protein-coupled receptor G1 (gene ADGRG1). Bases 296 to 2359 code for a protein of 687 amino acids. Gene Ontology annotation, cellular component: membrane. Gene Ontology annotation, molecular function: G protein-coupled receptor activity; heparin binding. The transcript is spliced from 15 exons. The record is from RefSeq and is a predicted model, not a curated record. NCBI's taxonomy places the organism in Eukaryota, Metazoa, Chordata, Mammalia, Chiroptera, Rhinolophidae. Gene Ontology annotation, biological process: adenylate cyclase-activating G protein-coupled receptor signaling pathway; cell surface receptor signaling pathway.
UUCAUCUGGGGCAGGAGGGGGGCGGCCCCCCACCAAACACACCCCAGCCCCUCCCCCUGGCUCCACACUGGCUGCCUGCCCUUCCCUGCGCAGGAGAGGGGUUGGGAGCUGGCCACACACACACGCCAGCUCCCUCGGCAGCCGGACCACGCCGGCAGGUUAAACCUUGGAGGUGGAUCUGGAAAGGUGGUUCAGCUGCCUGGCCCUCCGAGGGACCCUCCGCCUGGCACCAGUUCCCUUGAAGCCACGGAGGAGUCCAGGCAGUGACUUCUCAGGGUGACUUCCGAGGAGGAAGAUGGCUGCCCAAGUGCUGCUGCAGACAGCACUGCUCCUGCUGGGUCUGCUCCUCCUGGUUCAAGGUGCCCAUGGCGGGGCCUUCCGGGAAGACUUCCGCUUCUGUGGCCAGCGAAACCAGACGCAGAAGAGCACCCUCCAUUAUGAGCAGACGACAGAGCUAUACAUCUCCAUCAAGAACUCCGAGGCAGCCCUCACCGUCUACGCCCCCUUCCCUACAGACUACCCAGCUUCCCGAUUUUUCCCUGACCCCAGGGGCCUCUACCACUUCUGCCUCUACUGGAACCGCCAUGCUGGGAAAUUGCACCUUCGCUACGGCAAGAACGACUUCUUACUGAGUGACCAAGCCUCUGGUCUCCUGUGCUUCCGACACCAGGAAGAGAGCCUGGCCCAGGGCCCCCCACUGCUUGCCACCUCUGUCAGCUCCUGGUGGAGCCCCAAGAACACCAGCCUGCCCAGUGCUACCGGCUUCACCUUCUCCUUCCACAAUCCUCCCCGGAAGGCCUCCCACAAUGCUUCGAUGGACAUAUGUGAGCUGAAACGGGACCUCCAGCUGCUCAACCAGCUUCUGAAGCACCCUCGGAAGAACUCAAGGAGGCCCUCAGCUACCCCUGCUGGCCAGAGACUGCAGAGCUUGGAGUCGAAGCUGACCUCCGUGAGGUUCACAGGGGACACGGUGUCCUUUGAAGAGGACCGGGUCAACGCCACAGUGUGGAAGCUCCAGCCCACAGCUGGCCUCCAGGACCUGCACAUCCACUCCCGGCAGGAGGAGGAGCAGAGUGAGAUCCUGGAGUACUCAGUGCUGCUGCCCCGUGUGCUCUUCCAAAAGACCAAAGGCCGGAGGGAGGAGGCUGAAAAGAGACUCCUCCUGGUAGACUUCAGCAGUCAAGCCCUGUUCCAGGACAAGAAUUCCAGCCAAGUCUUGGGUGAGAAGGUCUUAGGUAUCGUCGUGCCAAACACCAAAGUAGCCAACCUCUCGGAGCCUGUUGUGCUUACCUUCCAGCACCAGCCGCAGCCGAAGAAUGUGACUCUGCAGUGUGUAUUCUGGGUUGAAGACCCGGCAUUGAGCAGCCUGGGGAGCUGGAGCAAUGCUGGGUGUGAGACCAUCAGGAGAGAGACACAGACAUCCUGCCUCUGCAACCACCUGACCUACUUUGCAGUGCUGAUGGUGGCCUCUGUGGAGGUGGAUCCCGUGCACAAGCAAUACCUGACCCUCCUCUCCUACGUGGGCUGCGUCAUCUCCGCCUUGGCCUGUGUCCUCACCAUCGCCGCCUACCUCUGCUCCAGGAGGAAGCCUCGGGAUUACACCAUCAAGGUGCACAUGAACCUGCUGCUGGCUGUCUUCCUGCUGGAUGUGAGCUUCCUGCUCAGCGAGCCGGUGGCCCUGACAGGCUCUGAGGCUGGCUGCCGUGCCAGCGCCAUCUUCCUGCACUUCUCCCUGCUCGCCUGCCUCUCCUGGAUGGGCCUCGAGGGCUACAACCUCUACCAACUUGUGGUUGAGGUCUUUGGCACCUAUGUCCCCAACUACCUGCUCAAGCUGAGCAUUGUGGGCUGGGGCUUCCCCAUCUUCCUGGUGACACUGGUGGCACUGGUGGACGUGAACAACUAUGGCCCCAUCAUUCUGGCUGUGCACAGGACUCCGGACAGUGUCAUCUACCCUUCCAUGUGCUGGAUCCAGGACUCCCUGGUCAGCCACAUCACCAACAUGGGCCUCUUCAGCCUGGUGUUUCUAUUCAACACGGCCAUGCUGGUCACCAUGGUGAUACAGAUCCUGCGGCUGCGUCCACACACCCAGAAGUGGCCCCAUGUGCUGACUCUGCUGGGCCUCAGCCUGGUCCUCGGCCUGCCCUGGGCCUUGGUCUUUUUCUCCUUUGCUUCUGGCACCUUCCAGCUUGUUGUUCUCUACCUCUUCAGCAUCAUCACCUCUUUCCAAGGCUUCCUCAUUUUCCUCUGGUACUGGUCCAUGCGGCUGCAGGCCCAGGGCAAGCCCUCCCCGCUGAAGAGCAGCUCCGACAGCGCCAGGCUCCCCAUCACCUCGGGCAGCACCUCAUCCAGUCGCAUCUAGGCUGCCAGCCACCCACCCAGUGUGAAGAAGCAGAGAUGCGGCCUCCCCUCACCACUGCUUGUGGCCCCUGCAGCUGGGCCUGGCUGUUGGCAGGUCAGCCAGAGACUUGAGAAGGCCCGAGGACCUCGGAGGGUUGGAGCUGUUGCCAUGGCAGCUGGACUCCCAGGCUGGGCCUUCUGAAUUGGCGCGCGGACGACUCAGCUUUCAGGUCCAGCUCAUAAGUGUCUCGGGAGUGGAACCAUCCUCCUGGCAGUCCUAACAUGGGGCUAAAUGCCAGUCUUGACCCUCCUGCACUGGGCUCAGCUCUCGUGGCUGGAGAUUGGGAGCCCGCAGGCCCCAGAGUCAGGUCCCAGACCUUUGGAGACCUGGCCCUGUGCCCCCACCCAGGACAGAAAUGUGCCGUAGCUAUUCUGUUUCUGGUGAUCACCACGAGGGCACUCUGCAGCCCUGUCAUUUUAACACAGGGGUUGGGGCCAAGCUUCAGACCCUUGGAGGAGGAGAGCCCCUCCCCAGAGCAUAACAGCAGCUCCUCUGCCUCUGAGCUCAGGGCUUCAUUCUCCAUCAGCCUCCCCAGCCCUCCUCCUCCCCUCCCCUGUCCUCUACUCACAGCCCGGAGUCCCCGGUUCCAAUGGUAUAUUUUGGGUUGUGGUUCCCAAGAGCCGCCUGUGCCUGCUGUAAACCUUUAUCUACUGCAUAGGCCUUCACUGGCCCCUGACUCAGGCUUAGUUUAGACGUUCUGGGCUGGGCUAGGUCCGUCUGUCCUUCUGGGCCUCUCUAUAGACUGCAUCACCCUUGUUCACCACGGCCAAGCCCACACCUCUCAGCGGACCUCAGCCUCUCCCAAAGUCCUCUGGUGGCAAGAGCUGUGGAGCACAGCAGAUCAAAUUUGUUUCUAUCCAACAUUCUGAAGCCUGAGACAUGCCUCGCCUGGUGACACCACCCUAGAGCCCAUCACAGUUAAUUUUGUUGGAUACGGGUGGCCAAUCCCAGUCACUCACCCUGAAAACUUUCAAGCUAGUGUGUGGGGCGUGCAUGAGACAGAAACUCCUGGAGCUACAGGCAGGGGGUUGGGGGAGCUGCCAUCCUGGCAGGAAAUCCAGGAAGACUUCCUACAGGAAGGCAGCACUUGAUCUGGACCUCAGUCUAAAAGGUGGAGAGGACUUUCUUUUAAAUUACAAGUUCAUUGUCUUUUGGUGUUACAAAGAAGUACAUGUUCAUGGUAGAAAAUUUGGAAACUGUAGAAGAGAAUAACGAAGAAAUAAAAAUUGGCAGUUGUUAUCACCUCACAAGUCAAUGUA